AUGCCCUCCAAAUUCGUCGAAAUCCUCGAACCAGAGGACAUUUCCCACCUGCGACGCUCCGCCUCAGAUGUCCGACUCGAGGACGUACUCGCCGACCACGAAGCCAUCGUCGGCCGUCCACGCUCAUCAACCAACGACUCCGCCAAAUCCAAAACAAGUCUCGACGGCGGAUCAGCGCGCUGGAAGCGACUGAGCAAUAUGCUCGUUGCGACGAAGCGAGAUUGGCUCUGA
Aspergillus campestris IBT 28561 is the source of this 231-nucleotide messenger RNA. RefSeq lists its product as uncharacterized. The transcript is spliced from 2 exons. NCBI's taxonomy places the organism in Eukaryota, Fungi, Ascomycota, Eurotiomycetes, Eurotiales, Aspergillaceae. The record is from RefSeq and is a predicted model, not a curated record. Bases 1 to 231 code for a protein of 76 amino acids.